GAAAAAUUAAGGACAAAAAGAGUUGUUCAUUCGAAUUAUAAAAUUGGAGACCUUAAAAUGCUCAGCAAAAGUAACAAAAAAUGGUUGAAAAUCGCUCCGCGGCCGAGAGAUAAUUCUCAACAAAGGAAAAGUCGGAGAGUUGAACUGCUGUCAAGGAAAGGACUUUUACCUUCGAACAUCAAAGACGAUGAAUUGGCAUCAAUACAUUUUCAGCGGGAAUUUCGAUCACGGUUUGGGUCGAUGUGUCCUCGAUUCUUUACUGGAAGCCUCCAGAACGCUGUCAAUCAAGCCUGUGGAAAAGGUUUAGAUGAUGAACGAUUGCUGGCAAUUUAUCUUCACAAUGACGGAUCAUUGAAUUCUGAUCGAUUUUGCAUUCAGCAACUUUGCACUGAUGUCACGCUGGACAUUCUAGAUAAACGAUUUGUCACGUGGGCCUGGGAUGUGACAGAGGAGAGUAAUAAACAAAGAUUUUUAGGCAAAGCUUCGAACUACUUAGAUCGUGGUACAUUGUAUGACGUCACCCGAGCUCACAAGGACCGAUAUCCGAUGGUUUUGAUACUUCGAUGCAGAGAUAACAGAUGCCGAGUAGAAAAACGACUAGAGGGUAACACAAACACAGAAGAAUUUGUUGCAGCUUUGUCUGAACAAGUGGUAUUCGCAGAACAAGCGAGAAAAAUUGUCAAAGAGAAUGAUAAACAGAGAGCCAUACGGAAUAGCAUUCUAGAACAACAGAAAAAGGAAUUCGAAGAAUCUUUAAAAGCAGACCAAGAAAAAGCUAAAAAGCGACAAGAAGAAUCAAGAUUAAAGAAAAUGAACAAAGUGAACGCAAAUAAAUUAAGAGAACUCGAAAUAAAAGAACAAAGAAAACUAAAAGCGGAAUCUUCAAAAAUGAAAUCAUCUUUGAGAAAGGAGCCAAACCAUUCAAGAAAUGUAAGCUCUGCUGAGAUUGUUUGA
Messenger RNA from Styela clava, 954 nucleotides. Its product is annotated as FAS-associated factor 1-like. The record is from RefSeq and is a predicted model, not a curated record. Gene Ontology annotation, cellular component: endoplasmic reticulum; nucleus. NCBI's taxonomy places the organism in Eukaryota, Metazoa, Chordata, Ascidiacea, Stolidobranchia, Styelidae. Gene Ontology annotation, biological process: ERAD pathway. Gene Ontology annotation, molecular function: ubiquitin binding.